Messenger RNA from Loa loa (African eye worm), 330 nucleotides. RefSeq lists its product as hypothetical. The transcript is spliced from 4 exons. NCBI's taxonomy places the organism in Eukaryota, Metazoa, Nematoda, Chromadorea, Rhabditida, Onchocercidae. The record is from RefSeq and is a predicted model, not a curated record. Bases 1 to 330 code for a protein of 109 amino acids.
AUGGGCCAGGGUUUUUACAGCCGUGAUAAUGGAAAGGGUGAGGGGAAACCUUCAGUUGCCCAGACAAGUGCGGCGGCGGUACUCUGUCUUGACAUGUACAAUGAUCGAUUAGUAAAGAAAACUGCCUUAAGAGAACGCUUACAAAGAAUCUUCAUGAUUGAUUCCACGUUAGUCGUUGUCUUACGAAUGCUGCAAAUAUACCGAAAUUAUCCGGUAUCCGGCAUUCUUGCGAUGAAAUUUGCUGAUGUUGGAAUAGCAGGAGGUGAGGAGGGCAACACCGCCAGCUCGAACCCACCUGCCCCUUUUUAUCGUCACCGACAUUACCAUUAA